Molecule: messenger RNA, 1864 nt
Organism: Strongylocentrotus purpuratus (purple sea urchin)
Lineage: Eukaryota; Metazoa; Echinodermata; Echinoidea; Camarodonta; Strongylocentrotidae
Product: tubulin alpha-1D chain-like
Exons: 4
Coding region: 144-1502 (452 amino acids)
Biological process (GO): microtubule cytoskeleton organization; mitotic cell cycle
Cellular component (GO): cytoplasm; microtubule
Molecular function (GO): GTP binding; structural constituent of cytoskeleton
Source: RefSeq, a predicted model, not a curated record
AAUUACCUCAAAAAAAGAAAAGGUGUGUACGUUCGUCUAGGAGUGACUGAAUUUUCGGAGGAAUACAAGAGGUUUGGUUACACUGCCUUGUCGUCGAUUCGACCAUUGCUUCUUAGAUUAGAAACUUUCUUCCAAAGGACAGAAUGCGUGAAUGCCUCUCACUACAUCUCGGCCAGGCCGGUGUCCAAAUGGGCAAUGCUUGUUGGGAGUUGUUCUGUUUGGAGCACGGCAUCCAACCCGAUGGACAGAUGCCCUCAGACAAGACCAUCGGAGGUGGUGACGACUCCUUCAACACCUUCUUCAGUGAGACUGGAGCUGGAAAGCACAUACCAAGAGCUGUUUAUGUUGAUCUAGAACCAACCGUUAUUGAUGAGGUUCGAACCGGUACUUACCGUCAGCUUUUUGGUCCUGAGCAGUUGAUUACCGGCAAGGAGGAUGCUGCCAACAACUAUGCCCGUGGUCACUACACCGUCGGCAAGGAGAUCAUCGAUAUCGUCCUCGAUAGAGUCAGGAAGCUGGCUGAUCUGUGUUCAGGACUUCAAGGUUUCUUGGUGUUUCACAGUUUCGGCGGUGGCACCGGCUCAGGUUUCACCUCCCUGCUCAUGGAGCGUCUGUCCAUUGACUACGGCAAGAAAUGCAAGCUCGAGUUCGCAAUCUACCCCGCUCCUCAGAUCUCAACUGCCGUGGUCGAGCCUUACAACUCCAUCCUGACAACCCACACCACCCUCGAGCACUCCGACUGCGCCUUCAUGGUCGACAACGAAGCCAUCUACGAUAUCUGUCGUCGAAACCUAGACAUCGAGCGUCCGACGUACACCAACCUCAACCGUCUGAUCGGACAGAUUGUUUCGUCAAUCACUGCAUCAUUACGCUUCGAUGGUUCUCUGAACGUCGAUCUGACAGAGUUCCAGACUAAUCUCGUACCCUACCCUCGUAUCCACUUCCCCCAAGUCAUCUACGCUCCAGUCAUCUCGGCUGAGAAGGCCUACCAUGAGCAGUUGAGUGUUUCUGAGAUCACCAACUCCUGCUUCGAGCCCGCCAACCAGAUGGUGAAGUGCGAUCCCCGUCACGGCAAGUACAUGGCCUGCUGUCUCCUGUACCGUGGUGAUGUCGUCCCCAAGGAUGUCAACGCCGCCAUCGCUACCAUCAAGACCAAGCGUACCAUCCAGUUCGUUGACUGGUGUCCAACUGGUUUCAAGGUCGGUAUCAACUACCAGCCACCCACCGUCGUCCCUGGUGGUGAUCUUGCUAAAGUCCAACGUGCCGUCUGCAUGCUAAGCAAUAACACCGCCAUCGCUGAGGCCUGGGCUCGUCUUGACCAUAAGUUCGAUCUGAUGUACGCCAAGCGUGCUUUUGUCCAUUGGUACGUCGGAGAGGGUAUGGAGGAAGGAGAGUUCUCCGAGGCUCGUGAGGAUUUGGCUGCUCUAGAGAAGGACUACGAAGAAGUCGGCAUGGACUCGGUCGAUGGCGAGGAGGAGGCCGAAGAUGAUGAUGAAUAUUAGACAAAAAAAGAAUUCUUUCUCUCUGUAGAUGUAUGCAUGCAAUAUUAAUUUAUUAAUGUUUGAAUAAGUGAGGCGGCGCAAUGAUGCUACGUUUCUUUCUUCUGAUUUCCUAGUGCCUUAAACCGUUUACUCUUUAAUCUGAAUAUUCACAAUAUUCAAAAUCAAAUCACUUCAAAUCAAAGACAAUAAACACAUUUUCGAUUUCCUUUGCGUCUGUAGGUUAUAAUUUUGUAUCGCUUAUUAAAUAUUGCGCAUGUAAAUGUCUUACGACCGUGCAAAUCUUCAGGAAAGUGUUUAAAUAACCAUGUUCGCGCAAUCGUAUGCGAGCUGCCGUCAGCUCAAAUUUAGGCUUGGAGGUGUGU